This is a messenger RNA of Thermothelomyces thermophilus ATCC 42464, 2454 nucleotides long. RefSeq lists its product as uncharacterized. The coding region runs from base 110 to 2404 and encodes 764 amino acids. Gene Ontology annotation, molecular function: guanyl-nucleotide exchange factor activity; small GTPase binding; ubiquitin binding. Gene Ontology annotation, biological process: vesicle-mediated transport. The record is from RefSeq and is a predicted model, not a curated record. Lineage: Eukaryota; Fungi; Ascomycota; Sordariomycetes; Sordariales; Chaetomiaceae. The transcript is spliced from 4 exons. Gene Ontology annotation, cellular component: cytosol; endocytic vesicle.
CCCCGUCGACGACCGAUUAUUUUUUCCGCUGCAGUCGUAACCCAGCUCAUUCCCUACCGAAGCUCAGCCCCAACUCGCCUCGCGCCAGUGCAUCCAAAGGCCCUGUUGCAUGUCUCCCCACGAUCAGGAAGCCAUCCCCCCCAACCCGCAGGGGAUCUCGAGAGAUGCGACUGUAUCAAAUGACAGCGGAGUAAGCCCGGCUCCGAAUGGGUCUUCUGGGGAAGCAGAGGGAAGAGCGGCCGAGACUGGCUCGCAAGAUCAUGGCGACGAGAAGCGCACAAGCACCGCAGAGCAUUCCCCAGUGUCGCCGCACGGUUUCAGCGGACAUGUCGAGCAGGACAAACUCCCCGAGGAAGGAGACCCGAUGUCCUCGUCGAUCGCAACCCUGAAGCCGACAACGACCCCGACUACUACAACCUCCACGCAGUACUUGACUGCCGAAUCCAAAGUUUACAUUGAUCCCACGCCACCUACACCGACAUAUUCCCGGCCUCCUUCACGAGCGCCCUCCUCGGCUGCCCAUUCGAGAUCCGAGGACCCGUCCCCAACGAGAUCCGAUACGGCCUACGAUGACAAGAGAUACACGAGCGAGGAUGAGCAAGAGCGGGGAUCUAGGUCCGAAAUUCAGAGCAUCAUGGAGCAAUUCAGCGAGCAACGAGGAGGCCCUGGUCCGGACGAGGUUAUGAGUCCCAGGCUGGAGAUGGCAUCACCUCUACUUGGAACUUCGGUCCAGCAUCCUCCACGGAAAUCGAGCCUCGAGCCCCUAGCUCCCUCUAUCGCGCAACAGCUCCAAGAUUUGCAAGGCCUUCGGGUAUCGGCCUCAUCGCCGACCAGUGCAAAGUCAAGGAACGAAGGCGAAGAGCCUGGACCUCCCGUCCCGCCAAAGGACGAGUCUGCUCAUUCGGGGCGCUCGCGGGAGGAGAGCGGAGAGUCCCCCAUGUCUCCCAUAUCCUCGCUUCACCGCCCGCCCCCGCCAGAACCCGAACCCGAGCCGGCGCUGCCGUUCGACUUCCAUAGGUUCUUGGAGCAGCUCCGCAACAAAAAGGCCGAUCCAGUCGCCCGGUAUCUCAAGUCCUUUCUUUCCGAGUUCGGAAAGCGCCAGUGGAUGGUGCACGAGCAGGUCAAGAUUAUCAGCGAUUUCCUCGCCUUCAUCGCAAACAAGAUGGCCCAGUGCGAGGUAUGGAAGGACGUUUCGGAUGCCGAGUUUGACAACGCCCGAGAAGGCAUGGAGAAGCUUGUCAUGAACCGCCUUUAUGCGCAGACCUUCUCCCCCGCCAUCCCCCCACCCCAACCGCUACCGGGGCCAAGAAAGAGGAGGGGACAAGAGCGAAUCAUGGGCCCGGGACGGCGCGGUCAGCAUCAGGAGGAUGUGGAACGAGACGAGGUCCUUGCGCAGAAGAUCAAAAUUUACAGCUGGGUCAGGGAGGAGCAUCUCGACAUUCCACCAGUAAGCGAGAGCGGGAAGCGGUUUCUGAAGCUCGCUCAACAGGAGCUGCUCAAGAUCAAGUCAUACCGUGCGCCACGGGACAAGAUCAUCUGCGUCCUGAACUGCUGCAAAGUUAUUUUCGGCCUGCUUAAACACACCAAGUCGGACUCUUCUGCCGAUUCCUUCAUGCCAUUGUUGAUUUACGUUGUACUGCAGGCCAAUCCGGAGCAUCUGGUGUCCAACGUCCAGUACAUUCUGAGAUUCCGGAAUCAGGAGAAGUUGGGUGGAGAAGCUGGCUACUACCUCUCUUCACUGAUGGGUGCAAUCCAGUUUAUUGAGAACAUGGACCGGACAACUCUCACCAUAUCCGAUGAGGAGUUCGAACAGAACGUCGAGGCCGCCGUCUCCGCCAUCGCGGAGAAACACCGCUCUGAGUCCCCACCGCCUCCUCCUCCCCAGUCCGAGAAGUCGGCCGCUUUAAGGCCUCCAACCGCGAGUGGCUCGGGUUCUUCGUCUACCAGACCGUCCCUCGACGUCGACCGCCCGGCAAGUCCGCGCCGCUCGACGCCGCCCGACGAGCCUCGGGACAGUGGCGAGUACAGCGGCAGCGACGAGAAGGCUGCCAUCACCGGGCUGCUGCGAUCUAUCCAGAAGCCGCUCAGCACGAUCGGCAGGAUAUUCUCGGACGAGCCUUCGUCGUCGUCGUCGUCGGCGGCGGCGGCGGCAACAAGCGGUAACACAGGCAUCGCCAGCCCGGCGCGCACGCCACAGCCGGAACGCGGCGACGCCGACUUGCGUGCUCGGCAGCGGAUGUCGGCAGAGGAGGCAGCGGCGCGACAGGCGAGUGCGGAGGCGGCCGAGGCGCAGCGGCUUCAGCGAGCCGAGCACGCCAACGUGGUAGAGACGCUGGCGGGCAUGUUUCCGGAUCUGGACCGGGAAGUCAUCAGUGAUGUGGUGUACCAGAAACAGGGGAGGUGAGUGAUUCCAUUUGUGCUCUUGGAAUAGGGCGAGUUUACUGACGGUAGUAG